Messenger RNA from Lynx canadensis (Canada lynx), 1289 nucleotides. RefSeq names its product synaptophysin like 2 (gene SYPL2). The transcript has 6 exons. Bases 5 to 805 code for a protein of 266 amino acids. The record is from RefSeq and is a predicted model, not a curated record. Lineage: Eukaryota; Metazoa; Chordata; Mammalia; Carnivora; Felidae. Gene Ontology annotation, cellular component: synaptic vesicle; synaptic vesicle membrane.
CAGCAUGUCUUCGACGGAGGGCCCGAGUCGCGCAGCGGACAAGUCACCGCGCCAGCAGGUGGACCGUCUGCUGGUGGGCAUGCGCUGGAGGCGGCUGGAGGAGCCUCUGGGCUUCAUCAAAGUUCUCCAGUGGCUCUUUGCUAUUUUCGCCUUCGGGUCCUGCGGCUCCUACAGCGGGGAGACAGGAGCAACAGUUCGCUGCAACAACGAAGCCAAGGAUGUGAGCUCCAUCAUUGUUUUGUUCGGCUAUCCCUUCAGGUUGAACCGGGUCCAGUAUGAGAUGCCCCUCUGCGACGAUGACUCCACCUCCAAGACUAUGCACCUGAUGGGGGAUUUCUCUGCUCCCGCUGAGUUCUUUGUGACCCUGGGCAUCUUUUCCUUCUUCUACACCAUGGCUGCACUAGUUGUCUACCUGCGCUUCCACAACCUCUACGCAGAGAACAAGCGUUUCCCCCUGGUGGACUUCUGCGUGACUGUCUCCUUCACCUUCUUCUGGCUGGUAGCUGCAGCGGCCUGGGGCAAGGGCUUGACAGACAUCAAGGGGGCCACACGGCCAUCCAGCCUGACCGCAGCCAUGUCUGUGUGCCAUGGAGAGGAAGCAGUGUGCAGCGCUGGGGCCACACCCUCCAUGGGACUGGCCAACAUCUCUGUGCUCUUCGGCUUUAUCAACUUCUUCCUGUGGGCCGGGAACUGUUGGUUUGUGUUCAAGGAGACCCCGUGGCAUGGGCAGGGCCAGGACCAGGACCAGGGCCAGGGCCCCAGCCAGGAGAGCGCAGCUGAGCAGGGAGCGGUGGAGAAGCAGUAAGCAGCUCCCACCUGGCUACUCCUGAACAGGACAGCACCUCUUCAACCACCUCCAGCUUCCAGGACCUCCCUCUUCCUCCUUCUCCAACUCCCCUCCUCCAUCAUUCUGGGCUUUGAGCUUUGAGACGUCGUCGAUGGAUGGGCAGGCAUCAGCUGUCAGAAACCCCAGCGGCCCUACCAGUGGCUUCCUAUCUCUCCUCUUGCUGGAGCUUCGGAUGGCAGGAGCUCAGUGCUUCUUGUCUACGGCCUGGACCCCAACAUUUUGCUUGGGGUCUUCCUCGUACACUUACAGCCUCCCAUUGCAGGAGAGGGUUGGGGGCAGGAGACUGGUUCCUAGCAGCCACUUCUAUCAACCUGUCAGCUUCAAUAAAAGUGGGGGGAGGGGAAAUUGGCUGGCAGCCUUCUUCCUGGUCCCUUGCAUGAAGGGCCCACCAGUGGUUUAGUGACCCCUCUUCAAUGGUUGUUAUCUAAGCCUUGUGUCUGCC